AUGCACCGACAAUCCAUUGCAGCAAUUCUACUUGCUGCAGGCAGGAGCUUAGCAGCACCAACUCUGCAGGCCGCUGUACCCCCAGCUGAAGUAAAGUGCCCUAUCGUUUUCGAUGGACGUGUUCCCGUUGGCACGGCCCCCUCCUUCUUCGAUUCCUAUGCAACAAACACCAUAUACAAUCCCGACUAUGUGAAAGGAAACGACCUCAAGUGGUCUGAAAUUCUAAAGUUUCCUAACGGCACUGCCUCUCGAUUUGAUGGUGAUAAAUAUACUUCAUUAGAAGUCACAGUAUCGGACAAGAGCAUCUUCCAGAAGCAAAACGGAUUUAGACGAGCUGGCCUUCAAUUUCUCAAGGAUGCAGCGGAUGGGCCCGGAACUGUGGGCGUAAAGACUCUCCAUUUCAGUGUCAAGCAGGAUGCCGCGCGUCCUUUAAACCUUACUCAUGAGUUCUUGAACGUUUGGCACGAGGCUGCCGAUUACUCCUCCAACCAGAUUCAAUUUCAGACAGGCCAACUUAUUGGAAAAUCUGCUGCCGAUAAGGAAAAAUUUAAGAUUCUUGACCGUAACGGCAACAGCCUCUAUUCAGUUGCCAUUGACAAGACCGAGUGGCAGAACUUCGCUAUCACUCUGAACUACGAUAAGAAUCAAGUCCAGAUCUAUUACUCCGUUGGCCAGGCUGCUUUGAAAUCAGUUGCUGGUCCAAGCAACGUCGAUCUCAAGGGGGCCGGGCAGUUCCAGCUUGGUAUACUUCGCAAGCCUACGGGUUCGUCCGAUGUGGUGAAUAGCGGUUACCACCAGAAGAAUCUUAACGAAGGCCAAAUUUACGGUGGCGUUUUCCUUGAAGACAGCGCAAACAGUUGUGUUACACUAUAAACGAGCUAUGCGUGGGACUCAGGGCAAAUUGGGAUUGUACAUAUUCUGUGACUGAAAAGGGAUACUGAAAAGAACACUGAUUUAUGAACAAUUG
Molecule: messenger RNA, 967 nt
Organism: Aaosphaeria arxii CBS 175.79
Lineage: Eukaryota; Fungi; Ascomycota; Dothideomycetes; Pleosporales
Product: glycoside hydrolase family 131 protein
Exons: 3
Coding region: 1-873 (290 amino acids)
Source: RefSeq, a predicted model, not a curated record